AUGGCGGACUGGGCGGGGCUCCACGAGGACUUCCUCCUCCUGCUCGUCCCGCGCCUGCCCUCCCUCGACCUCCGCACCUUCCGCACCGUCUGCGCCUCCUGGCGCGCCGCCGCGGCCACCUUCGCCUCGGCCGGCGGCCGCCCGCGCCCCGACCGCCCCUGGCUCCUCCUCCCCGCCGACGCGCCCGACCCGGAAUUUCGCCGCCUCGCCAUCUGCCGCGACCAAGAGGUCCCCGUCGUCACCCUCCCCGCGCGCCUCGGCCGCGCGCACGACCGCCGCCUGUUCCCCCUCGGGUCCUCCCGCGGCGUCAUCGUGGCCGCCGACGACCACGGGGCCAUGCACCUGCUCGACCUCGCCACCGGUCGGCGCGCGCCUCUCCCCCCCGUCGCCGCGCUCCCUCUCGCCGACCGCGUCGAGAGGACCCCUGCCGGCCUCAGUGUCCGCCUCAAACGCGACCCACGGGUCUACUCCAUCGACGGCCUGAUCCACCGCGACGACACCCUGAUCCACAAGGCCGUCGCGGUGCCCACGCCCGGUGGCGGGGCGAUGGUGAUCGUCAUCUACUCCCCGCAUAGCCAUCGCCACCAGUGGGCCACCGCUCGUCCCGGCGACAGCACCUGGAAAUCCGUGAAGCCGAGCAGCAUCCCCGCCGUGGUGGACCUGGCGCUCCACCGCGGCCAGCUCUACGCCAACACCCUCUUCGGGAUGGUGUACGUCUACCCGGAGCUGCACGGGCUGGGCUCCGCGUCCCCGGAUAUCAUCCCGUCCGAGACGCGGAGGCCAACCUCGCGCGUGGAGAGCAGCUUUCUCGUGCAGACCCCCGGCGGCGGCGCGCUGAUGCAGGUGGAGCGUGUCAACCCGGUGGCGCCGGCCGAGAGCGAGGAGUUCGUGGCGCCAGCCGAGGGCGAGGAGUUCGUGGUUCGCGUGCUGGACGAGUGCGGCGGGACGUGGGAGGAGGAGGAGGACAUCGGCGACGUCGCGCUGCUCGUGGAUGCGUCCGGCGCGGUGGCCGUGUCCACGCGGGAGUGCCCCGGGCUACGGCCCAGCACCAUCUACUACGCGGACCUCAACGGUGGCGAGACACGGGUCCGGGCGUACAGCCUCGCCGGCAAGCACAAGAAGGUCGAGGUCGUCGAGUCCCUCCCGGGGGCGGAGGGAAACAAGCGGCCGUGCUUCUGGUUCACGCCGGUCUAUUCACAGUGA
This is a messenger RNA of Triticum turgidum subsp. durum (durum wheat), 1203 nucleotides long. The record is from the annotation of a GenBank genome assembly. Lineage: Eukaryota; Viridiplantae; Streptophyta; Magnoliopsida; Poales; Poaceae.